AUGGCGACCUGGUUGAAAUGGGUUGUUCUAUUAGCCGCUGUGAUUAUAAGGCAGUGGACAUCGCACAUCAACGCAACCUUCACCAAGGAACUGCUAUCCAAUUUCCCCGAACAGAAUGAAGCCAACAGAAUCAUUGCCUUUGUGACGGCGCACCCCGACGACGAGUCGAUGUUUUUCACCCCGCUGCUGGAGCUGCUGAGCAGUACGCCGUCAGUCGCCGGUGGAAGGGUGAGGGUGGAGUUGAUAUCGCUGACUAAAGGUGACUUUGCGGGUCUCGGGGACGUCCGCAUUGUGGAGCUGGAUGCGGUAUGCCGUAGGUACAAGGUGAACUGUACGGUGGUGGACGAGAGUGAGUGGCAGGACGGGACGGCAGCCUGGGACGUUGCGAAGGUCUCUGAGAGGAUCGAGGAGUUCGUGAUUGAGCGUGGCGUAGGUCUCAUUAUCACCUUCGACCGCCACGGCGCCUCUGGACACCCGAAUCACAUCAGCGUGCACAAGGCGGUGCUCAACAUGAAGAAAAGGCUACCAGGGGUAACGGUCUGGCGUCUACAUACAUACGCCAUUUUGAACAAAUACUUCGCUCCAUUUGCUGUUGUGCGUUCCCUGUUCGUCAGACCCAGCCUUAUAAGCUUUUCGCCGUUGAAGGUCAUCCGUAACAUGAGCGUCCACAGAAGCCAAUGGAGGUGGUAUUUGUAUCUUUGGUCGUUAUUUGGGUCAUAUAGCUACACCAACUCUUUCGACAUACUGUAA
Messenger RNA from Babesia ovata, 750 nucleotides. RefSeq names its product N-acetylglucosaminyl-phosphatidylinositol de-n-acetylase. The record is from RefSeq and is a predicted model, not a curated record. Gene Ontology annotation, cellular component: endoplasmic reticulum. Gene Ontology annotation, molecular function: N-acetylglucosaminylphosphatidylinositol deacetylase activity. The transcript is spliced from 2 exons. Gene Ontology annotation, biological process: GPI anchor biosynthetic process. The coding region runs from base 1 to 750 and encodes 249 amino acids. Lineage: Eukaryota; Apicomplexa; Aconoidasida; Piroplasmida; Babesiidae.